Elaeis guineensis (African oil palm) is the source of this 2775-nucleotide messenger RNA. RefSeq names its product DNA (cytosine-5)-methyltransferase DRM2. Gene Ontology annotation, cellular component: nucleus. NCBI's taxonomy places the organism in Eukaryota, Viridiplantae, Streptophyta, Magnoliopsida, Arecales, Arecaceae. The record is from RefSeq and is a predicted model, not a curated record. Gene Ontology annotation, molecular function: DNA (cytosine-5-)-methyltransferase activity; protein binding.
AGUCAUGUUUGUCUCUCCAUCUGCUGUGUUUGGUACCCAAAUCGACGCAUUUGGUACGCGACACCAAGAUCUCUAUUUUUUAAGAUGAAUAAUGGCAUAAGGCAUGGUGACAAAUAGACCUCCCGCCCUCUUUCUCUCUUAUUUCUCUCGUUCUCCGUGCUCUCCGUUUCCUUUUUCGGUUUCUUUUUUUAUGGCCCAAUUUGAAAAAGAAAUAAAACUAGAGAUUGGAAAAUGGUUUUGGGCGUAGGCGGAGGAGGCCGGGGCUCCUCCUCUCCUCCCCCGUAAAACCUAAAAUCUCGAGGAAUCAGCGACAUUCCCGCUGUAAAACCCUAAACGCUUGCCUGUCAUAUCGCCACUGCCUUCUUCUCUUUCUCCUUCGUUUGAUGAAACUCUUGAUCCCAGGCUCCAUCAAGAACGCGUUAAAGAAGGGUUUUUUCAUCCAGCAUUGUCGCCAUACGGGGUUUUUGCCUCCGUGAGCCGUUUGGCAGAUUCUUGGGUUCUCAAUUUUGUGUCUUUUGGCUAAUCUGAAGGGUUCCUUGAGAGGUUUUGGCUUCCAAUGGAUACUUGGACCAGUGAUAGCGAUGAGGAUUUUGAAUGGGGUAGUGACAAUGAAGUCGUGGAUGAGGGCACAAGGCACAACUCUCUGCCGCCUUCUGGCCCAAGUGACCCGCCGAUUCGUAUCCAUGAAGCCAUGACAGGCCCAUCAAAGAAGGCUUGUGAGGAGGGCCCUUCUCGUCCUAGUCUGGUCUGCUAUUUUAUGGGGAUGGGAUUUGAAGAAGAAAUGGUGGCUAAAGCAAUGGAAAAAAAUGGGGAAGGAGAUACAGAAGCUAUACUGGAGACACUGCUUACCUAUAAAGCUAUUGACAAAGCUCCUUCAGACUAUGCAAAUUCACCUAAUGGUUGUUCUUUAACAAGUGAUAAGGACAAUACAGAUGAUGAUCUUUCUGACAUGGAUGAUUUUCAAGAUGAGGAAUUCACAGAAGAUUUGUCUGAGAAGGAUCGGAAAUUGUUGAUUUUGGUGGAGAUGGGCUUCCCCACAGAUGAGGCAUCUUCAGCCAUAAAGAGAUGUGGCCCGAAUGCAUCUGUUUUGGAGCUAGCAGAUUCCAUACAUGCUGCGCAGAUGGCAGAAGAACCUAAUUGUCAUUUAGGAGAAUCUCCUUUUUCAAGUUCUGCUGAAGAAGUGAGAGGUAAAAAAAGGAGGUCUACAGAGGAGACAAAUGGAAAGAGGAAACGUUUUCUGGCUGAGAAUGAACCCAUGGUCUGUAUACCAAACCCAAUGAUUGGAUUUGGGCUUCCAAAUCAGAGGAUGUGUAUUGCAAAUAGAAAGAUACCUGACGCAGCUAUAGGUCCACCAUACUUCUAUUAUGAAAAUGUUGCCCUAGCACCAAAAGGUGUUUGGGAAAGAAUCUCACGGUUUUUGUAUGAUAUUGAGCCAGAGUUCGUUGAUUCAAAAUACUUUUGUGCUGCUGCCAGAAAGAGAGCAUAUGUUCACAACCUUCCCAUUCACAACAGAUUUCCUCUUCGUCCCACUCCUCCAAAAACCAUACAAGAAGCCUUCCCAAUGACACGGAAGUGGUGGCCUCCUUGGGACCCUAGGAAACAGUUCAACUGUCUGCAGACCUGUGUUGCUAGUGCAAAACUCACAGAGAGGAUUCGAAACGAGCUGGAGAAGUAUGGUGACUCACCACCUCAAAGAAUUCAGAAGUAUGUUCUUGAUGAAUGCAGGAGGUGGAAUCUUGUUUGGGUGGGGCAGCACAAGGUUGCACCGCUGGAGCCAGAUGAGAUUGAAAUGUUGUUGGGCUUCCCAAGGGAUCACACCAGGGGGGGAGGUACUAGCAGGACAGAAAGGUACAAGGCCCUAGGGAAUUCAUUCCAAGUGGAUACAGUGGCUUACCACCUCUCUGUAUUGAAGGACAUGUACCCAAAUGGAAUAACAGUAUUAUCACUCUUCUCGGGUAUUGGGGGUGCUGAGGUGGCUCUCCAUCGGCUGGGAAUACAUCUCAAGACUGUUGUUUCUGUUGAGAUUUCAGAUGUAAACAGAAACAUAAUGAAAAGUUGGUGGGUGCAGACAAAUCAAACAGGGCAACUCAUAGACCUUGCUGAUGUGCAAGACCUUAAUGGUGACAGGCUCGAGCAGAUGAUUAACACAUUUGGUGGGUUUGAUCUGGUUAUUGGUGGAAGUCCAUGUAAUAAUCUUUCAGGUAGCAACCGCCAUAGCCGUGAUGGACUAGAGGGUAAGCAUUCAUCACUUUUUUAUGAUUAUUUUCGCAUUUUAGACCUUGUGAAGUGUAUCAUGGGGAAGAACCUCUGAUAACUUCGGCUACACUUUCUUCUCUCUGGGUUAGUCAAAUCCAGUUGUAUGUUACAGCUGGGCACAGUGCAGCAGUUAUUGCCAUUUUGUUGGGAAAGGUGGUUUUGUGAUGUUGGAUCAGGCAAGGAAAGUCGAAAUAGGCCAUGUAGGGUGGUGCUUUCGUUGGGGAGUGGCAGGAGAACAUUUUUUAAAUGCUUGCCUCUGAUGAUUGAUGUGGAUUUUCUGAUAAGCUGCAAAGUGAUGUUGGCCAUCUAUUAAAAUGUUGAAAAUCCACCUGGAUAUUUUCACUUUGAUCCUUGACUUGCAAUGCAGAGGCAAAUUACAUUAGUUAUCUGUGUUAGCACAAAAUAAAUCAUAGCAUUUAAAUUUUGAAUGCUGAAAAAAAUUCCUGAAUAUUCAAUGUUAUCUCAUUAGCCAGGUGUUUCUCUAAAUUAUUCUCCAGCAGUUAAAUUGAUGGCAAUUAA